GCAUGCUCUAGCCAGCUCAUGAGCCACCUAUGUCUGGGUCUGUUCUUUUUAUUCAGGCAGUCUUUUGGGACAGCGGAGGGGUCCGUUGCUGAUGACGUCUCUGGUGAUUUGGAAGAUGUUGUAGCCGAAACUUGAUACGCUGCGUUGUAUAUUAAAUUAAUGUUAAUAUAUUUAAGCAAAUGCGUAGUACGUACUAUAAGCCACACAAUGCAACAAAUUGUACAUACACAAAAUUGAAAGUUUCAGGUCAGAGUAAAGCAGACUCCUCCAGCCCAGCCAUGCCUCAGAAACCCCAAAAGAGCCCCCAGACUUCACACUACAUUGAGCUGGGAGGUUAUCAGUACUGGCCUGUGCUGGUGCCCCGAGGUAUCAGACUGUACACCUACGAACAGAUCCCAGUGUUUCUGAGGGAGAACCCCUACAUCACAGAUGGAUACAGAGCCUACCUGCCUUCCAGAUUGUGCAUCAAAAGCCUCUUCAUUCUGUCCAAUGAGACGGUAAAUAUCUGGAGCCAUCUGUUGGGCUUCCUGCUCUUCUUCUUUGUCGGGGUUUACAACAUGGUCUCAGUGCUGCCGGCCAUCGGCGCCUCUAAAGAGGACUACGUCAUCUACUGCAUCGGACUCUUCUGCUUUCAGCUGUGUAUGCUGUGUUCGGUGGGUUAUCACCUUUUCUGUUGCCACCGCUCAGAGAAGACCAGCCGCCGCUGGAUGGCGCUGGACUACGCGGGGGUUUCCAUUGGCAUUCUGGGCUGCUAUGUCCCUGGAGUCUUUUACACCUUCUACUGCAAUAAUUACUGGCGGCAGGUGUACCUGGUGACGGUCCUGGCCAUGAUCCUGGCGGCCUUCUUCGCUCAGAUCCACCCUCAGUACCUCAGCAAGCAGUGGAAGCAGCUGCGCUCGCUCAUCUUCUGCGUGGUGGCCGGAUACGGCCUCAUCCCCACCGUCCACUGGGUCUGCAUCACUGGCGGCUUCUCUUCAGAGCUCGUCCAGGCUUUUGUUCCUCGAGUCCUGGGGAUGUAUUUCAUCGCUGCAUUAGCUCUCAUUUUCUACGUUUCAAAAGUUCCUGAACGCUACUUCCCGGGUCAGCUGAACUACCUGGGCUCCAGUCACCAGGUUUGGCACCUGCUGCUGGUGCUGAUGUUUUACUGGUGGCACCAGUCGGCGUGCUUCAUCAUGUCGUACAGACACAGCCAGCCGUGCCUCGACGCAUCCCACCACGCCUAGGACGCUGCUCUCAACGCUGGGAUCCCUGACUCUGUCAAACUGGUGGUGAGUGGCUGCACUGUAUUCCAGCAUGCGCAGGUACAAGGCGAGGAGACACCAUGGACAAGCCUUCAGUCCAUCUCGGUGUCCCCACAGAUGGACACAUCGGCACUUGUCUUCAGUCCACCUGACCUGUGGAGGAAACCAGUAGAGGGGCUGCAAACGGGAAUCAGGCCUGUGACCCCCGGGAUGAGAGGUGACGCAUGUUGAGUUUGUUUUUAAGCUAAAAUGGGACCUCUGGUUGAAACGAUCCCAUUCUUUACCAUCUUCUCACCAGAAACUCAACUCAAACUAUAAAAUCUCCAGAAUUUUCACUGCAUCCCAAUUUACAUACCAAUAACCGAUGCAGCAGCAAAAAAACAAGACUCAAAUCAGUAGCAUUUCGUUUUUUUAUACGAGAUCAUGUUUUCUCUAAGUGCCUGUUAGUGAAACAUCAUGUAAGUCUGGUUAUGUAAAGGUUUGCUCUGAAGGCCCAAUAUCUCAACUAAUUCACUCAUUUUUUUAAAGGUUUAUAAACAGUGGUUCUCAAUCUGAGAGGCCCCCCAAAAAAAAAAAAAUCUAUUUUCAAUAUAGUUCCACUUCAUGACGAUGCUUGUUCUGCCUGUAGGCUUCCUUCAUUAAGUGAUCAAGUAAAAUGACCUUAAAAGGGAAACUUAAAUGUUUUAAUGUCAACCCUCUGCACAGAUGUUCAAAGUACGUGUGGAAAUAUGUUUUUACAGUGUUAAGAGCUGUGGAGCUCGACCCAAAUAAUUUAUAAUAGAUUCAUUUUCUAGUUGUACAAGUUGUUUGUGGUGAAACUGUUAGGUAUUUCCUAACGAGAACAAGCAAAAACUAACCAGUAAUUAAUUCACGUUUAGAUAGGAAAACCAAAGACCGCUGUGGAGCAAAGCUCAAUAUGCUCAUCAGUUUACAUCACAUUUUGAUUGUUAAUUUUGUCCAUUAGUGUGCACAGUAUUGAUGUGUCUCACUGCUGAGAGACAACAGAUUGUUUUAAUCCCAGGGUGUCGAAAUGUACUUAUUCUAAAUACAGAUACUACACAGAAUCAUGAGCUGUACAAGUACCUGCUCCUCCAGAAUGUAAUGUUUUUCUUUUCAUGUAUUGGGGCUGCAACGCCUCAGUUCAUCUUGGCAUUUAUAUCACAUCUGCACAGGAUGUUUAGAGGGGAACAGCCUCAGUGUUCACUACUGGAAUGUAGUGUUUAAAUCCAGUUUAUUUAAAAACUGCGCUGAAUCCCCUACGAUAUUAAAUAGUUCCUCGCUCUCAUAUCUUCAUUUUAUUAUUUUACAGCACUAAACGGUGAAAGUUGAGGCUUAUUAAAAUGGUGAGUGGUCAGCACGGCCUCUAGGUGCUGCUAGUAAGACUUUUAGACCUUUUUUAAACUGUGUCCCAAUUCUAAACUGAUACUUAUGACUACACAUGUUGACAGUGCAUUACAAACUACAUUUAUUUCUUGAACACUAAAAGAUACUGUAUCGUUUAGUCUACGUAACAUACAUACUGUAUAGGCAACUGACAAAAAGUUUCAGCUGCCUAUAUGUAUCAGUGGCUAAACACUGAUACAUAUAGGCAGCUGAAACACUACACUGUGUCUCUACAUGUGUAUUGUGUAUACUAACUGAAAAUGAUACAAGGCUUCGGCCAAUUUCACUUUUUUUGAGCGGUCUGGAGAUGUAGCACCAUUCACAAUUUUCUUUACAGCAGUGAGAAAAUCCUUUCCAUUUAAAAGUGAUGUAUUCUAUGUAUUCUGCCGUGUUAUUGUAAUUACUUUCAAGUAAGAAUUAGUUUGAAGUUGGGACACAGUUGUUUUUAAAGAUUAAAGCACUGAUUUAAAAUUUUUAAAAUCUGUAUCCACGUGCAUUGUAGUUCAUAUUGCAAUGACUACUUUUCUCCACACUGUACAUUCAGAUGACUUUACUUUUUCUCUCUAGUUUAGUACUGUAGUAACAACUGUUUUUUUUAACUGCUUUUUCUGCCUGAAGUGAACUGUUGUUCAGACACAGUACUCUUCCUCCAGCUCACUUAGGGUGAUGUGCAAUGUUAAAGGUCAACUGGUUUGUUAUUGAAUUGCUUCAUUCCAAAAUGCAACACAACCAUGGUGGAUAGAAGUCGAAUUUCAAAUGUUAGUUUUUUACUUUUGACUCUUAAUGUUCAUGCAUUUCUGCUUGUCAUUGUAUAAUUACAAUAUCCAGUUAAAUGGUAGCGGUCUCAUUUUGGAAUGAAAGUCUUUUGUGUGUAAUAUUCAGUGUUUAAGUUUUAGGCUGAGACAAAAUGUUGUCUAGUGUUAAGAUUUCAGAUUGCUUUUGUUGUUCUGUAUUUGAAUUAUUCAUUGUGAACCUGCUCUGUACUGUCUGUAAACAUGUUUUCUUUGAUAAGCUCUAAGAGACAUCGGCUGUGUGUCUAAGACUCGUUUUGUGGCAGAGGAAAUUUUGUAUCUUGUCUUUUCAUACCUGAGCAAUCAAACUGCUGAACUUGACUCUAAAUAAAAUGAACCACGUACUGUUUAAAA
Messenger RNA from Perca flavescens (yellow perch), 3769 nucleotides. RefSeq names its product progestin and adipoQ receptor family member IIIa (gene paqr3a). Gene Ontology annotation, cellular component: membrane. The record is from RefSeq and is a predicted model, not a curated record. The transcript has 8 exons. Lineage: Eukaryota; Metazoa; Chordata; Actinopteri; Perciformes; Percidae. Gene Ontology annotation, molecular function: signaling receptor activity. Bases 180 to 1223 code for a protein of 347 amino acids.